AUGUCCAACCCAAUCCUCCUAGAGGCCUACCCCCAAGGCUAUCAGUCACCACCACCUAACUCCUCUCACUCCGAUACCCCCUUCAUGGACGUGAAGAACUCCGAGAAACAUGUCCCCCUGGACUUCCGCCAGCGUCUCCGCCAUUUCACCUGGGCAUGGUACACUCUCACCAUGAGCGGAGGAGGUCUCGCUCUCCUGAUAGCCAACCAACCCAACGCCUUCAAAGGUCUAUUAGAAAUUGGCCUUGCUGUAUACUUCAUCAACAUCCUUCUCUUCGCACUAGUGUGCUCUCUCAUGGCCGCUCGCUUCAUCAUCCACGGUGGAUUCAUGAGCUCCCUGGCCCACGAACGUGAAGGCCUCUUCUUCCCAACCUUCUGGCUGACAGUCGCAACAAUCAUUACCGGUCUCGAGAAAUACUUUGGCGAUAACCCCGAAACAGCCUUCUCCACUACCCUCGAGGUUCUCUUCUGGGUCUACUGCGCCUGCACCUUCGCCGUCGCUGUUAUCCAAUACUCCUUUGUGUUUUCCGCCCACACCUACCGUCUCCAAACCAUGAUGCCAUCAUGGAUUCUCCCCGCAUUCCCCGUCAUGCUCAGCGGCACCAUUGCCUCCGUCAUUGCCGAACGCCAACCAGACCGCUCUGCCAUCCCCAUCGUCACAGCCGGCAUCACCUUCCAAGGUCUCGGCUUCUGCAUCUCCUUCAUGAUGUACUCCCACUACAUCGGCCGGCUGAUGGAAUCGGGUCUUCCCUGUCGUGAACACCGUCCUGGAAUGUUUAUCUGUGUUGGCCCACCUGCUUUCACAGCCCUUGCCCUAGUCGGUAUGGCGCGCGGUCUCCCAUCCACAUUCACCAUCAUGGACAGCAAAGACACCGCCGCUGAUGGACGCAUGCUGGAGGUACUUGCUCUUGCCGCCGGUGCAUUCCUGUGGGCGUUGAGCCUCUGGUUCUUCUGUAUCGCAGCUAUCGCUGUCAUUCGCUCUCCACCUACCGCAUUCCAUCUUAGCUGGUGGGCUAUGGUUUUCCCCAACACUGGUUUCACCCUCGCUACUAUCACCCUUGGCAAUGCAUUUUCCAGCAGCGCUAUCAAGGGCGUUGGGACAGCUAUGUCUAUUUGUAUUCUCUGCAUGUUCAUCUUUGUCUUUGUUAACCACAUUCGGGCUAUCUAUCGUCAGGCUAUCAUGUAUCCUGGAAAGGAUGAGGACGUUUCUGACUAA
Penicillium salamii is the source of this 1215-nucleotide messenger RNA. The record is from the annotation of a GenBank genome assembly. NCBI's taxonomy places the organism in Eukaryota, Fungi, Ascomycota, Eurotiomycetes, Eurotiales, Aspergillaceae.